AUUCAAAAGUCCGUUUUUCGCUUGGCUUUAAGAGGAAGAAGAAACGUUGAAGCAACCGCGCGAAUCAUUCUCUCUAUUUCUGGAUCUUGCUCCAUUCUCCCAACUACUUGGAGAACAUUGAACCUUCCACAAACUCACACCAACUCUAAUGAACCUUCUCUGCUCACUUUGAAGAAUACAAUUUUUCUGGACAUGGAAAUACUCUCAUACAGUUCUGCUUCAUGCUGUGAUGUAAAUUUUAGGUGGAACUUGGUUGUAAAAAGCUCGAGUUUAAAUGGGUCCAAGCUCCCAGCUUUUAGAAAAAGUAGAGUUCUUUGUGCUAAUUUUGAUUCCACGAGUGGGGUUGUGAGCUGUUAUCAUAUAAAUCAGUCUUUCUCAAAGAAACUAAAUCACCGGGGAGGUUUUAGGGCGUUAAAUUCCCAUGAGAAGUUUAAACAAGUCGGUCCAACUCUAUCAAGUGGAAGCUCUGAUGGCUACGUAAUUGGUGUGGAAGAGGAUGCAAAUAUUUCAGAAACCGGGGAAUCAGUAACUAAAGUUUUGAUUCCUGGUGUACCGGAUGAAUCCAAUGGUGAAAUAAGUGCUCCUAUAAGUAGUUGCUUUUGGGAAUGGAAGCCCAAAUUCAAUGUGCAUUAUGAGAAAGCAGGAUCUGAAAACUUGGGCUCCCCACCAGUCCUGUUUCUUCCUGGUUUUGGGGUUGGUUCAUUUCACUAUGAGAAGCAAAUGAAGGAUUUGGGACGAGAUUUUAGAGUGUGGGCAAUUGAUUUCCUUGGCCAGGGCAUGUCCUUGCCAUUGGAAGACCCUGCCCCUCGUACUAGGGAAGAAGGUAUGUCGGACAGGAACAAUCUUGCUUGGGGCUUUGGAGAUGAAUCUGAACCAUGGGCAAGUGAGCUUGUUUACUCCAUUGAUUUAUGGCAGGAUCAAGUUCGUUAUUUCAUAGAAGAGGUUAUUGGUGAACCUGUCUAUAUUGCUGGAAACUCACUGGGAGGGUUCGUUGCUUUAUAUUUUGCUGCAUGUAACCCUCAUUUAGUGAAAGGUGUUACAUUGCUCAAUGCAACUCCUUUCUGGGGAUUUCUACCUAAUCCCAUAAGAUCUCCAAGAUUAGCAAAAAUAUUUCCGUGGGCAGGAACAUUUCCUCUACCUGCCAAUGUCAGAAAGCUCGUAGAAUUUGUUUGGCAAAAGAUAAGUGAUCCUACGAGUAUAGCACAGAUACUGGAACAAGUUUAUGCAGAUCAUUCAACAAACGUUGACAAAGUAUUUUCCCGCAUAGUCGAGACAGCAGAGCAUCCGGCUGCUGCUGCAUCAUUUGCUUCAAUUAUGUUUGCUCCUCAGGGACAACUAUCAUUUAAGGAGGCUUUAUCCAGAUGUCAAACGAGCAACAUACCAGUUUGUCUUAUGUAUGGGAAAGAAGACCCAUGGGUGCAACCUAUUUGGGGUUUUCAGGUGAAGAAGCAGGUGCCUGAAGCUCUAUUUUAUGAGAUCAGUCCAGCUGGUCACUGCCCUCAUGACGAAGUUCCUGAGGUUGUGAAUUACUUAUUGCGUGGGUGGAUCAAAAACCUAGAGUCUCAGGGUUUAGUCGCAUUACCUUUGCUUGAUGCCCAAGAAAGUGUGCAGAUUAACAUUGCGAGGGACUUGGAAUUCAUCAGAGAUGGAUCAACAAAGUCGGUGAAGGUGCGCUUUUUUGGAUCCAAGUUCUCACUUUGGGACAGGAUAAGCUCUUACAUCAGUUCUCACUUUGGGAAAUUAGAGCUCAAGUCAUGAAACCCAGAAACAUAUCUUCAUAGAUAAUGUAGAUAUUUAAAUGUAAAUUGUAACAUAUUCUUUGAUUAGUAUGACAUCUUCCACGGUUAUAGUUUUGUGA
Messenger RNA from Rosa rugosa (rugosa rose), 1858 nucleotides. RefSeq names its product pheophytinase, chloroplastic. Bases 193 to 1758 code for a protein of 521 amino acids. Gene Ontology annotation, cellular component: chloroplast. NCBI's taxonomy places the organism in Eukaryota, Viridiplantae, Streptophyta, Magnoliopsida, Rosales, Rosaceae. Gene Ontology annotation, molecular function: pheophytinase activity. The record is from RefSeq and is a predicted model, not a curated record. Gene Ontology annotation, biological process: chlorophyll catabolic process. The transcript is spliced from 6 exons.